This is a messenger RNA of Thlaspi arvense, 1025 nucleotides long. NCBI's taxonomy places the organism in Eukaryota, Viridiplantae, Streptophyta, Magnoliopsida, Brassicales, Brassicaceae. The record is from the annotation of a GenBank genome assembly.
GAAAGAGUAAUUUCAAACAUGAAAAUGUUAUAAACAAAAAGGGCACAGUCCCAACACAGUUUAUUCUCUUUGCCUUUGCUUUCGUUCUAUCCUCAUUUGCUUCACUGUUGUUAUUACCAGAAAAAUAAGAACUGAAAAAUCAAAUUGUGCGAAGAGGAAUGUUCUUGCCUACGAAGAUGUCCCUCUCUUUCUACAUCAUUCAUCUUCUCAUCUUCUCCUUGAUUUCAACUUCUGUUAUCUCCAACCAGGAAGAGGAUAAUCUUCUUCAAGGCCUAAACAGCUACCGAACUUCUCAAAGAGUUCCACCUUUUGCAAAGAACGACAAGGCGGAUUGUGUGGCCGAUGAGAUAGCCGACAAGCUAGAAGAUGAGCCAUGCACAAACAACACUGCAGCCAGCACAGUUACUCCUGGAUCAGUCCCUCCACGAUUGAACUACCAAGAAAUUCUCUCUGAGUGCAAGGUCGACCCAAACAGUACCCGUGACGGAUUAAUCUUACCUGUUUGUAUCCCGAACCGGAUCCCUACUUUGGCUUUAACCAACUACACACAAACCGGUUAUGCCCGGUAUCUGAAUGAUUCGAGGUAUGUUGGGGCUGGUGUUGGGUCGGAGAAAGAGUGGAUGGUUGUUGUGUUGACAACGAGCACUCCGGGUGGAAGCUUUGCUAGAGGCGAUGCGACGUCCGUGAGUGUGAUGGCUUGGUUAGGGCUUACGGGGUUGUUGUUUAGUUUCCUUUUGGUCUUGUGAGCUAAUGUUGUUUUUACGUUUUGUGUGAAGACGCUUUUGUAUCUCGUAUGCUUGUUUGAUGACGGGACACCAAAAUGACGAAUCAUGGCAAUCAUAUUAACUAAAAAACAUAACGGAGGCAGAGUAGGUCGUAGAAAUCUUUAUAGUUGUGUAGAAUUAGUCGAGUAGAUAUCAAUCAAAUUCGUUUAAAGUCUUAUCGAUAUAAGAUAUAUCGACAUGAAACCCGUAUAAUUUGUGACCUAAUUAAUCCUUAUCAAACUAUGGGGCAUGAACUUAUCC